AUGGACCGCAUACUCCUCCGAGGUAACACCACCUUACUGGGAAGCGUCAGCAUAUACCUUCUUGCACUCUUAUUGUUCGCGACGCCUUGGGUACAGCGACAAGCGUUGUUCUUGCAUGCAGCGAAAUGGCCGUUAUGGGCCGAUUAUUCUGACCCAGUGCGAUACGGUCUAGCACCAUUCAAGACUUACACGUUUGACCUCACCACCUCGGACAACCACACCAUCGGUGCCUGGCAUGUUCUCCCCGACAGUUACUACCACAGGUACACUCCAUACCCCAUCCUCCCCCGCUCCCCGCUCCCUCCAUUUGCACAAGCGGAAGCUCUCGCCCAACGCCCAACAGUCAUAUACAUGCACGGCAACGCGGGUUCUCGAGCAGCGCCCUUCCGCGUGUCCCUCUACUCCGCCCUUAGCACGCGACUCCACGUCAACGUCGUGACGAUCGACUACCGCGGGUUUGGCGAGAACAAAGGGAAGCCGAGCGAGGCUGGACUUACGAGGGAUGCAAGGGCGGCGUGGGACUGGGUGACGAAGGAGAUGAGGGUGGAUCCAGGGCGGGUUGUGCUCAUGGGCCAGAGUCUAGGCACAGGCGUGGUGAGCCAGUUAGCUGCCGAGCUGGAGAGCGAAGGCAUUCGACCCCGAGGAAUCGUCCUCGCAGCCGCGUUCGAGUCACUCGAAGAGCUCCUAUCAACAUACACGAUCUUCAAGUUUAUCCCCCUUAUACGGCCCUUACGCCUCUUCCCCGGGCUUGAGAAAUGGUACCUCUCGCACCUAAUCGACAGGUUCGAUUCCUACAAAGCACUGCGCGGGAUCUCCAGCCCCGUGCUGCUCAUGCACGCCAAGAACGAUCAGGACAUCCCCUACUCUCACUCUGUGCACCUGUUCGACAGCCUCAUGGAACCUCUCCUUCCCCCGCGGCCGUUCUCUGAAGUACAAGAACAAUCGAUGAGCGAGGGAGAGAAAGCCGACUGGGAGAGGAACGAUAGAGAACGAAGGGAGCUCAGGAGGAGCUUGGUGAACGAGGCUUCUGUUCCGGGAUUCGCGACGAUUCGCAGUUUUGAGAGGACGGAAGGGAAGGGGCCGGUGUUUUUCCUUAACACUUUGUACGGUGGACACAAUCUUGUCUCGGCGCAUGAAGGAGCUAUGGACGUUAUGGGCAGAGUGAUGGAUCUUGGUUUCGAAGACGAUGUCUAGAGCACGCGAGUUGGCCAUCUCUGCGGGGGAUAUCUAGGAAGGUAUAGCUCUUUCGUGAGCUAGGAAAAACACGGCUGUGAGAACGAGGUGAGAUUGAAAGGGGUCGAUCAUACAAGGAACAAGACUACUCUUGCUACUAGGAGAACAAUGUAGAUACGAAAGCGUAAAGAAUGUGAUAAGAAAGGAGCCG
Dacryopinax primogenitus is the source of this 1384-nucleotide messenger RNA. Its product is annotated as alpha/beta-hydrolase. The transcript has 6 exons. The coding region runs from base 1 to 1194 and encodes 397 amino acids. NCBI's taxonomy places the organism in Eukaryota, Fungi, Basidiomycota, Dacrymycetes, Dacrymycetales, Dacrymycetaceae. Gene Ontology annotation, cellular component: endoplasmic reticulum membrane. Gene Ontology annotation, molecular function: phosphatidylcholine lysophospholipase A1 activity; monoacylglycerol lipase activity. Gene Ontology annotation, biological process: monoacylglycerol catabolic process; phosphatidylserine catabolic process. The record is from RefSeq and is a predicted model, not a curated record.